Molecule: messenger RNA, 6028 nt
Organism: Mytilus californianus (California mussel)
Lineage: Eukaryota; Metazoa; Mollusca; Bivalvia; Mytilida; Mytilidae
Product: vesicular, overexpressed in cancer, prosurvival protein 1-like
Exons: 6
Coding region: 90-800 (236 amino acids)
Cellular component (GO): cytoplasmic vesicle membrane
Source: RefSeq, a predicted model, not a curated record
GUGGAAAAUCCAUUUUGUUUGUGUUAUUGAAUAACACUGUCUAACUCUAGAAGGUUUAACAUGGCCAAACGCUAAACAAAAGUAACAACAUGUUCCCAUUAAGAAACUUUAUUAUAUCUGUUGUGAUUUUCAUAACAAAAAAUGUUGUUCAGGUUGUUGCAGAAACUUGUUCCAAUGGGAUAAUAUGUAACAGUCCAUACACAUGUUGUCAUGGUAAUUGCUGUCACGACAACGACGAUGAUUAUAUCUAUGGUUAUAGAAUGUCCUUUUGGAAUCUUUGGUAUUUCUGGUUUAUAAUUCUGUUUGUUUUGAUGUCAUGUUUCGGAGGUUGUGGAUAUUACAAACAGCGCCAGAGGAUAAUUCGUAGGAGGACUGGUUCUCCAACACGUAGUAACAGAAGAUCCAGAACUAUCAUACUCACUAACACAGGGGAGACAAACCCUACAUCUUAUGCAUAUUCAGGGCCUGGUGCUGAGCCUUAUAGCAAUGUUUACCAACCACCUCCUUAUUCUGAGGUAAUGUUGCACCCAGGACUAUAUCCCACCAAUAAAGAAAAUCUUCCUCCUUAUCCUGGAGAUUUAAGUCAGAGUAGAACAGAUGCAGAUACAGUGCCUAUAAAUACUGAUUCAGUCCCAAUUCAGCCACCACCAUACACAGAGAUAGCCAAUCAAAAUACAGAUCUGAAUCAACCAACCUAUCAGAACACUACACCUCAAGCUGCUCAUCAAAAUUUUGCACCUUUACAGCAACAGACAACCAAUCAGCAAGCACCUCAGGAGACCAAUCAGAAUGUAGCCUAACUAACUCCGAGAACAGUAAUUGUGCUUUAUGCUGUAAUGUAAAUGGAAUAUACUGGUCUCACUUGUCUCUUGGUGUUUCCAUAAAGAAAUCCUUUUAUUAUUCAUUUCCAGUUGUUCCAUUCAAAUAUAAAUUAUUUUUUAAUUGUUGUAUAUUUUAUGUAUAUGAAACUUUAAUAUCUAGUUAUGAUUCCUAAAGAGGCAUAUUUAUGACAUUAGGAAAAAUAUAAUGUCAUUUCUAUAGUAAAGUUAAACAUGCGUCUGGUGUUCAAAAUUCUAAUUCUAGUAUCUAUGGUGACUUUAUUUAUAGAAUUAUUUACUUAUUCUGAUAUAUGGUCCAUACUAACUAAAAUUUGAAAAGUGGAAUUAACUAUUAAAAGAUUUGAAGCAAAAUGUUAAAUUUAAAAGUACAAAGAUGAAAACGUGAAUUAAACUUAUGAGAUAUAUCAUUGAAAGUGUUAAUUUAUUUGAAUUAAAAUUAAAUUGUUGAAAUUAAGUUUUUGUAUUUAUUUUCUAUGUUAAAUACUUGAAUGGAUCAACCAUUUUUAACACAUUUGUAAUCCUAAAUGGCUUAUUAUCAUGAAGACAAUCAUUUACUGUUUAUAGUUAAAAAAAAUAUAUAUAUUGCUGUCUGCCUCCCAAUCAACCCUAUGUUGGCAGCCAAUCCAAAAACAAUUUAUUGCCUUCUUAAAAAAUUUAAAAUCAUAUUACUGUAUAUGAGUAAAUUCUGAAUCCUAUUUGGGCUGACUUUUUUGGUCAAAUUUGUGAUAGAAUUUACCAAAAUAUAGUGAGAAGUAGUCAUUAAAUUUGAAAUUGUAAAAGUUCUGUCACUUCUGAAUCCUAUUUGGUCAAAUUUGUGAUCAAAUUUACCAAAAUAUAGUGAAAUGUAGUCAUAAUAUUUGAAAUUGUAAAAGUUCUGUCACUUCUGAAUCCUAUUCGGUCAAAUUUGUGAUAGAAUUUACCAAAAUAUAGUGAAAAGUAGUCAUAAUAUUUGAAAUUGUAAAAGUUCUGUCACACAUGCACCAAAUUACAGACCUGUAGUGAUAAAAGAAAUUGUGUUAGGCUGCAUGAAAAUUGCAGAUGUAUAUUUUUUUGCCCUUGUAUAAAUAUGUUAUAUAUUUUGUCAUGAAUGUGUGUAAAAUGUUUUAGAAUAAUCAGAUUAUUUAAGUUACAAUAGUAUCUUUAUUCUUUACAAUUCUAAAAGCAGUGAAAAUCAGGGUUCCACUCUUAGAAGAAAAAAAGCCUGAAAUAUAGUAGCAGUCCUCCUGUAUAGGAGUGCCCUUGAAAUUCACGUAAAUGGGGGUGACACAGAAAAACCAUGGAAUUUCUAGCCUUCAUUGGAGAGGUACUUGUCUGUUAUUUGUAAUUUUCUCAAUUCCAAAAGCUUCAAGAUUUUAACUGUAGUUCCAAUGUCUGUUGGACCAUUUUUGGCCAAUAAUUUAUGACAGGGAGUCUUUUCCAAAUGUCUGAAAGUGAAAAGUAAAUUUUGGUUUCUUCAUUUAUGUCUUCUCUUUCCUUCAUUGAAAACAGAUAAGUUCUUGAAAAAUUUGGAUUUUUUUUUUUGCAAAAUGAGUGGAACCCUAAAAAAAUGCACAGCCUCCAUUUACUUGCUAUGUUAUUUAUUGUCAGUAAACACACCUACUUUCAGUUAGGGAAAUAUACUUCCCCAUAAAAUGCAGGACUUAAUUGUGUAUAAAGGUGAAAAUAAAAUUCUGCACAGGAAAAAAACACCUUUGGUACAAGUGAAAAUGAAUAUUCCUCCAGAAAAAUCCUGCCUCCCCAAAAUAUCAAAUGGUCUCCCCAUAAAUAUAAGAAAAAGUUCAUGGGUUUGAAAAUUUUUUCUUAAAAUACAGUUGUUAUUGAAAGAGGUGUCUAGAAAGGAUAGAUGAUACCUGAAUUUAUAUAAUAGUAUAGGUGUAUCAAUUUGUAUGUGAAUCCAUAUGAUAAUGUCUAUGCAUUUAAAACAUACUUUGAAGGUUGUGAGAUAUUGUUUUAUAUAAAUAACAUCAAUUCUUCAGUAAUAUUUAUAAAUUUUUAAUAGGUAUCCUAAAUUGCCAAAUGUUGAAUUGCAUCAUGUGUUUUAAACUUUUAUGCUGUUGUAGAAAUUUGUAAAAUUAUUUUAAACUUGUCUUUUUAAGUAUGUUUUCAGUAUAAAAUAGCAUGUAAUUUACUCUCAGUUUUAAUGCACUUGUAAUAGAGGAAUAUUUUCCUUGUGCAAAUUACAGUUGACAAUUUGCUACCUAUAACUUUUUAUGUAAUGAUUAAAAAUGAUGAUGAUGUUAUUUGCUAAUAGUAAAGUUUUGGGUAUUCAUGACACCAAGUUUAAUAGAGUGUCAAACUAGUUUUACCGUAUGCACCGAAUAGAAAUGUUUUAGGUAUAAAACAAGCAAAACCUUUGUAAUCAACAUUACACUGCAGUUGUACUGCUAAACAUUUCCUUCAUUGGAUGGUCAGAAUAACUCUAAAGGAAUUUAACAUUUUGAAUCAUAACUUUUACAAUUUUUGUGUUCAAGUCAUAUAUAUUCAAUUAAGAAUUGUUUUUGGUUGGAGAGAAAUCCAUGUACUUUUGUGAGUUGUUGGAUUAAAGGUUGAAAUCCAGUCUUUUAUUUUAUAAUAUUUUGAAUGUUACCUCUUUAUGGUUUAGCUCUGUUUGUUAUUUUUUAAUCGCUAUAUGCGAGUCUUUAUUUAAGUAAUAUUUAUUGGUUGAAAAAAAAAAAAAAAAAAUCAUUUUUGUGAUCAACAUUAGUUGAUGAUUUAUACCCGUGGACUUUAGAAACGCAACACACAUUUUUGUGACUUUUUUUUACCAAAUCCUGAUUAAUCUUCAUACAAUUGCUUUUCAUGCUUACCAUACUUCUUUCUGUUUAGAAAAAUUCAUUACCUGACUUACUUACUUACCUGAGGUAAUUGAACAAACCAGAUUAUUGAUGUCGCAUGAAUUUCUAAAAGCGAAAUUUGAAACCAAUGCAUGAUAUUUUUUUUUUAAUUUCUUGGUGAAACAUUUCUUUGAAUCCAUACCCACACUUUAAUCAGUAAAAAAAUGUUACAUUUCCAUAUUGCCAAGACUGAACAAAAUCUGAAUCAGGCCAUAAGACUUUUGCUGACAGGAAUACAUCAGUGUUUUGUUUCUAGACCAUUUCACGUCAGAAUCUCCUCUUAAAGGCCAGACAGACAGACAGGUUUGUAAAUGAUCCCCCAUGACGACAUAAAGCUGUAGUGACAACGCAAUGUCAAUAAAAUGUUAUUAUGUAAUGUCAUAUGCGAGAUAGGUUUAAGACUGCAACUUCAAUUGCUUACCAAAGUGUUCUGAUGUCAUGGAGGACAGAUUCACCCCUUAAUUGUAUCCAAUAUACUAGAAUGCCUACAGAAAAACAUUUAAAGGACUACAGUUUAAACAACAUAACUGCCAAAACAGACUGUAAAGGGUAAGACAGAGGCAAAAUCUGAUGGGACAAAACAGAACUCAAAACAUGCACAAAAGAGCUGGUUGACUUUUCUGUCAAUUAUUUUGGAGCUGGUUACAAGCAGACUUUGACGGUGACACAUCCAUUGAUAAGGAGAAAACUAGGCUUUCAUUGCAUACCACAUGAUUUAAACAUAAUAAAUCAAAUUUUAACUUCCAAACUGUAAAUUUUAUUUAGACAAUGGAGUAAUGAAUGAAACUUAUGUUUAUAUAUUUAUUUUACAAGUAUUGCAUUUUUUAACAUUGAAAUUAAAAAGAAUAAUCUUGUGUUGGGUUUUUGAAGUCUGUCAGUAAGUAUAGUUGAAUCAGAUUUUUUUCUAGACCUAGAAGUAAAUUGUGUAUUAUAGUUAAGAGAAGGUGAUUUAAAUUUAAGGUCUUAAUCAUAAAACACAAAUGUGUGCAUUUGCUUUGAUUGAGUUGGAGCAGUAUUAUUAUAAUUCAUUCUAUAUGCAUAAUAUUUUAUAUUAUAUUGUGUAAUCAAUCAAUCAAAUGUUUGAUUGAUUUUUUUAUGAUUAAGUCAAGUUUAGAGGGUUUUAAAUGAUAGUUGUCAUCUCUGCCAAUAUUACAUGUAUUACCAUUUUUAACUAACCAGGUCCUUCCAGCAAUGUGAGCUAUUGGAUCACUUUGUGUCUGUCAAUGUCCAAUAUUUUACAUUUCCAUCUGUUUCUAUGAAAUCAAGUUCACUCAACCAAACUUUACAGGAAUGAUCUUUAAUGAUCCUCAUUUUGUUCAGAUUGGUUGUGAGACAUGUCUGUCAGUCUGAGUGCCAGAGACUCUUUGAUUCUGAUUGGACAAUUUUUUUUUUCAUCUGUAAAAAAUUACAUUUUCUUUUUUUUUCUCUAAACUCAAUAAUCUAUUUUAAUCAAACUAAAGAUAAUUUUAUCGGACCUUAUCUUCUCUUUUACAAUUGAGGAGUUGAGGAGAUGAGCAAUGCAGUCUCCAAGAACCACUAUAGUUAAAUGCUCCUCAGUGCAAAGAUUUAUUUUGAUAUACAAGGCCUUGGUAGGAAUAAGAGGAGUAUACAGUAUGAGAACCUUUUGUAAUUAUAAAAAAAAACAAGAAAAAGCUAGGUUUGAAUUAAAUGCAUGCACACAUUAUAUAAAAUUCUGGCAAACAGUUUACAGGUAUUAACUGCACCCACAACAAAACUUUAUGAUCCUAAAAGUUGCUGAACAAAUAGGAUGAAUAUAUUAUAGAAAUAUUUAAAAGUGUAAAGAAGGAGCAGGAUCAUUUGAAAUGAAUUUUUGUUGUAUUUUUAUAUGUAAAGUGAUCUUUCUUGCCAUUUAUAUCAACAAAAAAUCAUGGUGUUAUCAAUGUUAUUUGAAUAUUACUUUAGGAAAUAUCAUUUUAUGGUGCAUUUUAUAUAUUUUAAUUUUGGUUACAAGAACUAAUUUUAAAUGUUCCUACUUUUCACUCUACUACACAUUUUUGAAUAAUAUUAUUAAGAUGAAACAUUUGUGUAACUGUAAUCAUUUAUCAAAAAGAACCUUUGGAAUUAAAAGUUAUUCACCUGUUCUUUCAUACAAAUGUUUGCAGAUAAUUCUGAUAUUAUUGAGCUUUUAAGCUAUAUCAUUUUAAAAUAUUUAGUUGAAGGUUUAUCAUUGUUGAUCAUGUGCAUUGUUUUUUUAAAUUAAGAAUUUAUUUACUGAACCAAAACGAAAAGGAUUGUUAUCAAGUGAAAAAAGAAUUUAUUAUUUUAUAUAUAUUUGCCUUAUGUUAAUGUAUAUCGUUGUGAAUGUAUUCAAAGAAUAAAGAAUCAUUGAAAGUG